GGGGACCUAAAGUUAGAUGGAUGUUAGCACUUCUCAAUACCUAAAUAAAUUACUUGCAAGGCUUAAAUAAAAAUUAAGAACUUGAAGAACGUUGAAAAAAGUGACGAAGGGUUACAACACUCAAUUCUUCUCUUAAUGCUAGUUACAAGUUACAAGCUACUAUAUCCCAUGACACCCGAAUCUUUCCCUUUCACACAACAACAAGUUCCAAUUGAUACCUACUAUCCAUAGAUGCACCGAUAGCAUUUACGUCGAUUUGACGCGGGCUUACGACCCAAGCCGUCUGGUCUACUUCGUAACUAAUUCGUACGUACUACAUACAGUGGUCAACACACCGACUCGAAAAGAGACCAUGACCGACAGCAUCGAUUCAAUCGUCAAGGGCGCCCCUCAGCCUGGCCAAAAUGUCAGAUCCCCUCCCAUAGGAACGAGCCCCAUCGGCGUAGAGAAACCUGGCGAUCCUUUAAAACAUACUCCGAGUUCACCGUCCAUGAUCUACCUCAAUAUGCUGAUUCUCGAAGCCUCGCUACGUUCCCAAUAUCUCGAACUCCGAGCUCGACGGCGUAAGCAUACCUUCUUCCUAAGCCUACUGUGUCUUUGGCUGGCCGGGUUCGGAUAUGCACUCUUCUUCGCACCACGGGAAGAUGGCAGUGGUGUUGGCGGAUCAGUAUACUGGGUUGUUGACAUGACCGAGAAGGUAUGCUUCAUCAGUGGGAUCUUUACAGGCAUAUUAGUAUGGGCAACCGGCAUAUGGGAGCGAGGUAUCAGAUGGCCGCGGCGUUGGUUCAGCAUCUGCAACCGAGGUUUACGGGGCUUCAACUGCAAAUUAGUUGUCAUUAAAAGAUCAUGGUGGGUUGAGCUCAUGUCGCUUCUCGGUUUCUUCUUCACGUACGGCGCAUUUUCUAGCAGGGCUGGACAAUAUCGCUUCGUGGAGCCUUCGUUAUUACGGGAGGUUGAUCGAGAGCUAAAUCUGAAUCGCAACGAACACCCCCAGCUUCCGUUCGUUGGCGCAGAUGAGGAAAAAGGCGGUCACGAAGAGGAUGUAUCGCCAGGAGGAGACUAUGUCAAGCUUUUGCUAUGGGCCAAACCAUUUUCACCAAACUUCCGGGAAAACUGGGAGCUCUACAGAAGCGAAUACUGGGAGAGAGAAAACGAACGGCGAGCUUUACUGAGAACAAAAUUAAAGACACGUGAUAGACAAAUGGCCAAACACCAAAACGGUUGGCUAUGGUGGCUACCAGGACGGCCGAAGGUGGAAGAGAAGGCCCAAGUUCAUGGGUUUAGCACAGGGGAAAUGGAAAAGCCAGGUCAUAGUCGGCCUCUUAGCAUCGGGAAGGAGAACAAGCGCACUAGGAGUGGUAGUUUUCGGCGAAGUAGUAAUUCGGGCGGAUCGUCACGAAGUCCAACGCCUCCAGUAGAUGCUGAAGAAGGUAGUCACAGCCGAAGAGGUAGCAUGACCUCGAACACUCCAGGGGGAAGACGAAAAAAACAUCUCACCACGGGAUCUAGGUCAAAGAGGCCAGGGGUCGAGUCACGAUCUGUGACACCAGAAUUUCCAUCGCCACUUGCUAGAGAGAGCAGUGUUGGUAGUAACGAGGCUUCAUAAUGACUGCCUACCUACUACUGGUAGGGAACCGGUUAGGUCAGGUGGUUUAUUAGUCAUCUUUUGAUAGAUUUAAUCUACACAACCGAUAACUAUUCUUUGACAUGAAAUUCUUGGAGUUGUCAAA
This is a messenger RNA of Hypoxylon fragiforme, 1730 nucleotides long. RefSeq names its product Spo7-domain-containing protein. Gene Ontology annotation, biological process: nuclear envelope organization. The transcript has a single exon. Lineage: Eukaryota; Fungi; Ascomycota; Sordariomycetes; Xylariales; Hypoxylaceae. The record is from RefSeq and is a predicted model, not a curated record. Gene Ontology annotation, cellular component: Nem1-Spo7 phosphatase complex. Gene Ontology annotation, molecular function: protein phosphatase regulator activity; phosphoprotein phosphatase activity. Bases 353 to 1606 code for a protein of 417 amino acids.